Scatophagus argus is the source of this 2125-nucleotide messenger RNA. RefSeq names its product solute carrier family 52, riboflavin transporter, member 3-B (gene slc52a3-2b). Gene Ontology annotation, molecular function: riboflavin transmembrane transporter activity. Gene Ontology annotation, biological process: riboflavin transport. NCBI's taxonomy places the organism in Eukaryota, Metazoa, Chordata, Actinopteri, Scatophagidae. The record is from RefSeq and is a predicted model, not a curated record. The transcript is spliced from 4 exons. Gene Ontology annotation, cellular component: plasma membrane. The coding region runs from base 81 to 1586 and encodes 501 amino acids.
UCUCUCCUAUUGCCGAGCUCCCUUGCGCACAGAGAGCACAUGGCUGUCUGAUUUUGAAACCGCCACCCUCCAAUGAAAGGAUGAUCAGAGUGUCAUGGUGGUGCAGGCCAUGUGCGCCUGUGCAGUCCCUCCCAUGUCAAGUGCAGCAGAGACACGGAAGCAGAAUACUGUGUAGAUCCUACAUUACGUUACUCUAUCAUCAUCACUCCAUCAUGUCGCUGCUGACUCACGUACUGGCAUGCCUGUUUGGUAUGGGCUCCUGGGUGGCAAUCAACGGGAUGUGGGUGGAGCUCCCCCUGAUCGUACCGCACAUUCCAGAGGAGUGGUAUUUGCCAUCCUACCUCACAGUCCUCAUCCAGACGGCCAACAUAGGUCCCCUCUUCAUCACUCUGAUGCAUCGCUUCCGUCCACGGGUGCUAGAUGAGCGACUGGUCAUCUACUGCAUUGUAGGGUUGGGAAUCAUUGCUACAUUCCUGUUGGCUUUCUUCUGGAGGCACACAGUGAUGAUAGGGGGUUCUUUGCACAGUGUGCCACUGUUGUUGUUAAGCUUCCUGCUCUCUGUGGUGGACUGCACUUCCUCAGUUACAUUUCUACCUUUCAUGAUGCGGCUGCGCCCACAGUACCUCACUACAUACUUCGCAGGUGAAGGCCUCAGUGGUCUGGUGCCUGCACUGGUGGCUCUGAUUCAAGGUGUUGGUGUAGUCCACUGUCAGAAUGUUACUUCGCCUACUGCAGGCAACAAAACAGGCGAUAAUAUUACUAUGUUUGGCAGUGGAGAGUUACAAGCCAUCUACCAGCCAGCUAAAUUCUCUGCCCAGGUCUUCUUUGUGUUCCUCAGUGCAAUGAUGGUUGUGUGCAUGGUAGCCUUCAUCCUACUCAAUCAUCACCCAGCUGUGGCUAGAGAGAGAAAGAAUGACCUGUACUUCAGUAGUGAUAUGGCCUCUGGGAAGAGAGAACAAGGUCUGACUCUCCAUGCCCAGACACCAGAACAGAAGCCUAUGAUUAGCCCGCUGGAUGUCAUCAGAAGGGAACCCAGGAGCUUAUUUGGGACGGGAACAUAUAGCAAUCUUGAGGUGUUGUUCAUAUUUGUUGUACUAGCUUGGGUCAAUGCUUUGACUAAUGCAGUGCUGCCCUCGGUCCAGUCUUACUCCUGUCUGCCUUACGGGAACAAGGCCUACCAUCUAGCGGCCACCAUGGCAGCUGUUGCUAACCCAGUGGCUUGCUUCAUCGCCAUGUUCAUGCCCAUUAGGUCUCUCAUGCUCAUGGGUUUCUUGACCAUGGUUGGGACUGGAUUUGGAGCAUACAUCAUGGCUAUGGCUGCUCUUAGUCCCUGCCCACUGCUGGUCCACAGUGCCUCUGGAACAGUUGUCAUAGUGCUGACCUGGAUCCUGUUUGUUCUCUCCCUGUCCUACGUGAAGGUCAUCAUUGGGGUGAUUCUGAGGGAUGAGGGCCACAGUGCCCUCGUGUGGUGUGGGGCAGUAGUGCAAUUGGGCUCCAUGGUUGGCGCCAUAACCAUGUUCCCAUUGGUCAGUAUCUAUCAACUUUUUAAGUCAGGUGAUGCUUGCAACACCAAAUGUCCAAUGUAGUGAAUAAAUAUAUUUAAGUUAAACACUGCUGCACAAACUGUAUUUAGCCCUUAUUUUAGUAGCACUGAACUCAGUCAUGGGUUUUACAUAUUUGUUUCAACAGAACUGAAAGGUGUACAACAGUGUCACUCCGUGAUUUUUUUGUGAUAGAUUUGCUCUUAUGGUCAGAUGGUAGAUUUAUGUGUUAUAUUCACUGACUUAUGGUGUUCUACACAAUGAAAAAUACCUACAUUAUCAGUGUGCCAGACCAUUUUGUUGCUGAGCAUAUUACUCUUCCUUCUCAAUUCAGAGGUCAAAGCUAGUUGAGUUGUUAACAUUAUGUGAAAGAAUAAUGGAUUGAUGUUGUUUUAUACGAAUUUGCAGUACUUUUGGCUUUAAAAAUGUGCCUUAAUUUAAGACUCUGACAAAAAAUGUAUGUUUUUUUUCUUUUUCGGUGUACAUGUUUAUUUUAAAUUUACAUUAUAACUUCUUUGUAUGUGUUACAUGAGUGGUGAAACUGUUGAACAAUACCAAAUAAAAUACUUGUUUUGUUGCUGUUU